Molecule: messenger RNA, 1522 nt
Organism: Condylostylus longicornis
Lineage: Eukaryota; Metazoa; Arthropoda; Insecta; Diptera; Dolichopodidae
Gene: Orco
Product: odorant receptor coreceptor
Exons: 7
Coding region: 1-1437 (478 amino acids)
Biological process (GO): sensory perception of smell; detection of chemical stimulus involved in sensory perception of smell
Cellular component (GO): plasma membrane
Molecular function (GO): olfactory receptor activity; odorant binding
Source: RefSeq, a predicted model, not a curated record
AUGGAUGGUGGCGAAAGUAAAUAUGCUGGUCUUGUUGCGGACUUAAUGCCAAAUAUACGUUUAAUGCGAUUUUGUGGACAUUUUCUGUUUCGAUAUACAAGCGGCACUUUAUUAUUUAAGAAAAUCUAUUCAGUUUUUCAUUUAUUCCUUGUUAUAUUUCAAUUUGCAUCGUUAUUAAUUAAUAUGGCAUUCAAUACAGAAGAAGUUAAUGAAUUAACUGCUAACGCAAUCACAGUUCUAUUUUUUACACAUUGUGUUACAAAAUAUUUAUAUUUUGCAAUUAAUUCGAAAAAUUUUUAUAAAACACUAAAUAUCUGGAAUCAAGCAAAUACACAUCCAUUAUUUUCUGAAUCCGAUGCUAGAUAUCAUAAAAUUGCAUUAUCAAAAAUGAGAAAACUUCUAUUCUGCGUAGUACUUACAACAGUAGCAUCAGUUGUCGCUUGGUCAACAAUAACAUUCUUUGGUGAAAGUGUUAAAUUUUCAAUUGACAAAGAAACAAAUGAAACUGUAAAAAUUCCAAUACCACGAAUACCAAUAAAAGCCUGGUAUCCAUGGAAUGCAUUUGAUGGCAUGAUGUACAUUAUAACAUUUGUCAUUCAAGUUUGUUAUUUAUUCUUCUCAUUAAUGCAAUCUAAUUUAACGGAUGUUCUCUUCUGUUCAUGGUUAAUAUUUUCAUGUGAGCAAUUACAACAUUUGAAGGGUAUAAUGAAACCAUUAAUGGAAUUAUCAGCAUCAUUAGACACUUACAGACCAAAUUCAGCAGCACUUUUUAAAUCAUUAUCAGCAUCAUCAAAAUCAGAAUUGAUUAAUAACGAUGCAAUGCAAGAAAAAGAUGUAAGUGAUAUAGACUUAAGUGGUAUUUAUACUACGAAAGCGGAUUGGGGUGCACAAUUUAGAGCACCCUCAACAUUGCAACAAUUCAAUGGUGUUAAUGGUACAAAUCCAAAUGGUUUAACUAGAAAACAAGAAAUGAUGGUAAGAAGUGCCAUUAAAUAUUGGGUUGAAAGGCAUAAACAUGUUGUUAGAUUGGUUUCAGCCAUCGGUGAUACAUAUGGUUUAGCGUUACUAUUACAUAUGUUAACAGCAACAAUCACAUUAACUCUUUUAGCAUAUCAAGCUACAAAAAUAGAUGGUGUAAAUGUAUAUGCUUUUACAGUGUUAGGUUAUUUAGGUUAUUCACUGGCACAAGUAUUUCAUUUCUGUAUAUUUGGGAAUAGGCUUAUUGAAGAAAGUUCAUCAGUUAUGGAAGCUGCUUAUUCAUGUCAUUGGUAUGACGGAUCUGAAGAGGCAAAAACAUUUGUACAAAUCGUAUGUCAACAGUGUCAAAAGGCUUUAACGAUUUCUGGCGCAAAAUUUUUUACUGUUUCACUAGAUUUGUUUGCUUCGGUUUUAGGAGCAGUUGUUACCUAUUUUAUGGUGUUAGUACAAUUGAAGUAAACGAAAAAUAUAAAAUAAGAAAAAUUUGGGGAAGGAGCAAAAUGGGCAUCUUGAUUUUUAUUUCUAGAAAUAUGAGAAUAUUAAC